AUGUCUCCCCCAGAUUCGCCGCCCAUGACGCAGCACUGGGAGGGCCGCGCGCCACAGGUCAAGGAGGGGAUGGUUGGCAAGUCGGGCCGUCUCGCCCCCAGAUGGGUUCAUGACAUUCUCAACUCUGAGCUCGACGUCGGCUCAUUCACUAAUAUCCAAUGGGAUCCGAAUGCCCGUUGCAGCCGCAAGGAUGCAUCCCACACACUCGUGCUUGUUGGCAACCAGAGUACCGCCGACGCCGCGAAUCCUGGUGUUCUCUCCUGCGUCUGCACUACAUGCGACUUCCAUUUCCUCAUCAGGAGAGCUUGGGACCCUGACCAACUGGUUCAACUCUGCCAGCCCGCACCCCUCCACUUUCCCCUAGAAGACACAGACUUUUACCUGCAUCAUCUGGUCAAUGUCCGACAGCCAUCUCAGCACCAGGACUACACCUCCGAGUACCACCCUCUGAUCAAAGAGUCUCUCAUUGCCGUAGAGCACUUUGCGUGCUCGGCCCCUCGUUGUACAUUCCAGGUUACAGCCGAGAUAUCGCGUCCUCGUCUGAAGCGGGAAUGGGUCCAGCUCCUGACCGAUCAGCAACGAAUUCUCGACAACUUGGCAAAUGCUCGGAAGGAGUCCCCGGACCGCUUCGCAGACGCCAGAGACGACUGGUGUACUAGCGCGCCCUCCACUCUUAACACAUACCUGCGAGAUUUACUAGACAAACCGAAUCCCCGCAAUAUUUCGCAACGUAACAAGCGGUUCCAUGUCGUGUUCGGAGAAGAAUGUUAUGUUAUUUUCAGGGCGAUUCGGUUUUCGGAGGAGACGCUCGAAAAGGACGAGGUCCCGGAGCCUUACUUUAUCCCACCCAAGUUGGAGCCUGGUACGCCCGGCACACCAACAAAGAUUAGCACUCUUCGGGCGUUCAUCGAGGACAUGCAGGCUGAAACAGAGAGCCUGAUCGUUCGCAGUGGAAGGACAGGUGAAUCACGAGCUGCUGCUGGAAACCGUCUUUCAAAGGAGUUGCAAUGCUUUGACUAUCCACGGAACAAAACCACUUCGACAGCUCUCGAGGCUCAUCGAAUACUCGGCGUGUUGCCAGACUUCGACAGGGCCCUCAUCGUCUACGCCUACAAACGGCAGUCUGUCUUAUGCGAGCAACGUCGAGCAGACUACGUGGCGGCACUUCGCGACAUUGCCCAGGAACAUGCUGACGAUGAGUUUCAAACACAGGCAGUGCAGGAGCUCACGCUGGUGGAGAGGACGCCUAGUGGGAAUAAUGGAGCAGUGGAUGAGCUCCAGCAACAGGCAUACUCGUUCUUCAGCCUGCAGUACACUGCGUCUGAUGACGAGGUUAUUUCUGCAUACAAUAGGAAGAUUGAGCACUCUCCCUCCCAAGCCGAUUUCGCGCGAGAGAUGAUGCAAGUCAUCGGGCGCCAUAGAUCCAGCGACAGGAUUCUCCUCCAGACCACUGGGCCGAUGGACAUUUCCACAGCUUAUCGAAUUCUUGAGACAGAAAAGGAGUGGCCAGAUGAUAGUAUUCGCGCCAUGAGUGAGGUUAAGGUCACUAACAAUGCCGGGAACAAGCCAGUCAUCGACCAGGCGCUGAACGCUUUGGAGGCCAUUGCCAAUGAUAGAAAGAGCGACAUGCUGCACCAGACAGUUCUUAGCUGGAGAAGUGAUGCGGGAAGCUCAGCGAAAAUCAACUCGACCUCUGGGUUGGCCACAGCGUCUGAAGAGACCAAGCCUCGUCUUGACCUGCCUGCUGGGCUUGAAAACAUUGGUAACACAUGCUAUCUCAACAGUAUUUUACAAUACCUGAGAACGGUUGUGCCUCUCAGGACGCUGCUUGCUCAAUACGCAGACUACCAGCUUGGUCAAGAUGAGUCCGAGGUCACGAUGAGACGAAUUGGAGGAAACAAACUCCCGGUCGAGCAGGCUGAAGCGGUAAUUGCAAGAAUAUUCGUCGAAGAACUUAGCAAGCUGUUGGAGGAUCUCGACAAAACCAAAGAAACAGCUAUCCGUCCGUCGCAACGUCUUGCCAACGCAGUGCUCCUACCCACGAUUGAGAUCAAGAAGCAGUCGAACGCGGAGGAGGGUCCGAAGACGCAAGAGGUUAUGGGCGCACAGUUCCCUUUGCCCCCGCCACUCCCGGCACGUCCUGCUCCAGUACCUCCCGCAAAGACCGUGGAACACGUCGGGCCCUUACCAGACGCAAACAUGGUCAACAUCACUGUAGACCCUGUCUCAGGCUCUGCAAGCAGUGUGAGCUCACAGACGCUGGUCAGUCUGGACGCCGACCAAGAUAAGAAUGCCGUACAUGAGGACAACAUGGACGUAAAUUUCAUCUCUGAGCACCCUGUACCUCCAAGCGACUCGGAUGAAAAGGAUGUGCAGAUGGUUGAUGCACCCGCACCUUCGGUCGAGGAAAGAGUUCUCAAAGCCCUCGAAACCCAGAAGCGUUCUUCUGGCACCGACCAGCAAGACGUCGAAGAAGUCAUGGGUAGCAUCAUCAACCGUCUGCAAGCAGCAAUCAAACCCACCGAGACCGACUCCAACGAAAUCCAGUGGGAGCCAAUCAUGAACACGUUCUACGUCGAACUGGCCAACCACACAAAGAUGCCCAAUCAAGAAAAGUUUACCGCAGAGUCCAUCUUGGAACGUGCGAUAACAGCGUACCCUGCGGAGGGAGGACCCAGCACUAUUGAGCAAGGCCUUGAUCGGAACUUCAACGUCCAGCGGGUCGCUACUACCGACGGACAUGACAUCAUGCGAUUCACCUCCAUCAAGAGGCUUCCGCCGAUCUUGCAUGUACUCAUUCAGAGGACGAAAAACGACGGCCGGAAGAAUAUGAACCCUGUCCAAGUAUCCGAAACGCUCUGCUUGGACAAACACAUGGAUGCGGCUGGAGACCCGGAUGCCCUCAAACUCAAGCAAAAAGGAUGGGUCAUCCAGGAGCGUCUCGACCAACUGAGCAACAACGCAAAGACUUCUGCCGAUAACCCAGAGCUUAUGGAUAAGUUCAUCGACGGCUUCGUUCGCGUCGACAAGCCAGAAGACGAAAAGUCGGUCUUGACCGACGAACCUACAACAUCGCUCAGUUUUGCUGGGGAGGAACUCGUAUUCCCAGCCUACGCCUCACCCCCAGACUCAAUGCUUGAGAAAGUUGACGCCCCGGUUGGAGCUUUGGCGGAAGCUCGCCAGAAAAUAAAGAGCAUGCGUGAAGAAGAAAUGAAGGCGCGCUCGACUGAACAUGAUGCACUUUUCCAAACGCGAAAGCAGUUAUAUCGUUUGCAAGCGGUCAUUUGUCACAGCGGACAGCUGAAUGCGGGGCACUACUGGGUAUGGAUUCACGACUUUGAAGACAACAUCUGGCGCAAGUACAACGAUCGUACGGUUACAGAGAACGCUAGCACCGAGAAGGUUCUGGAGCUUCUCAACAGUAACGGCGAUCCAUACUACCUGUGCUACGUCGAUGACAAGAAGCUCGACUUGGUCAAAGUUCCGAAGCGCAACUUGGACGCAGAUGGCGACAUCGAUCUGAUUGAUGUACAUGUCCUGCCCUCGGAGACCGGUCGAACCUAG
Molecule: messenger RNA, 3564 nt
Organism: Colletotrichum aenigma
Lineage: Eukaryota; Fungi; Ascomycota; Sordariomycetes; Glomerellales; Glomerellaceae
Gene: UBP2
Product: Ubiquitin carboxyl-terminal hydrolase 2
Exons: 4
Coding region: 1-3564 (1187 amino acids)
Biological process (GO): regulation of proteasomal protein catabolic process; protein deubiquitination; proteasome-mediated ubiquitin-dependent protein catabolic process
Molecular function (GO): proteasome binding; cysteine-type deubiquitinase activity
Source: RefSeq, a predicted model, not a curated record